Messenger RNA from Panicum virgatum (switchgrass), 682 nucleotides. RefSeq lists its product as uncharacterized. Lineage: Eukaryota; Viridiplantae; Streptophyta; Magnoliopsida; Poales; Poaceae. The transcript has a single exon. The coding region runs from base 276 to 515 and encodes 79 amino acids. The record is from RefSeq and is a predicted model, not a curated record.
UCACCCGUCCUUUUUUGGACGAAGCUUCAAGCUAAGCACCUUGCCUAGCCCAGCAACAAAAUCACCCCACGCAGUUCAAGAACCCAACCUCUAUAAAUACCUCCGAUCUACCACCCAGAGAGCCACAAACAAGAACAAGAUACUCGUAGCAAAGAGCAAGUAGUAGACCAGAGUUCAAACACAAUCAGGAGCCUGUCCAGCUUGCUGAUCGAUCGAGGAAACUAAAAGGCUGUACUGUAUUGGUGUAGAAAGGAACGAAGGUUCGGCAGUCGGCCAUGGUGCUGGGUCUGGGAGGGUGCUGCGGGGGCGUCGCCGUCGCUGCCGCUGCGGUGUCGCCAGCGGCGAAGCAGUCAGGGGAAGGGGCACCAGAAGCAAAACAGCAGCCAGAGGUUGGCGAUGAGAAGAUGGAGAAGACGGCCGGGAGGGAGGAGAUGAAGAAGAAGAGGGAUCACCAGAAGGAUCCCCCGAUCGUCGUGCAUCAAUUCCCCUUCCAUUCCCGCCCCGGGUUGCUCUGAUUGGUUGGUUCUCCUGUAUGUUGGGUCUCUUUUCUGUUUUCUUUUGACCAGACCUGCUACUUUUGGUCAUCUACAUCACAAUGUAAUUAUUUGGUUCUUUGGUCUCGUGUGUCAGUUGUGACCGUCAAAAACUCAAUAUACAUAUACACCAAGCUCAACCUUCCAAA